Molecule: messenger RNA, 1712 nt
Organism: Arachis duranensis
Lineage: Eukaryota; Viridiplantae; Streptophyta; Magnoliopsida; Fabales; Fabaceae
Exons: 9
Coding region: 308-1324 (338 amino acids)
Source: RefSeq, a predicted model, not a curated record
UCGGGAGAGUUGCCAACAGUCUGGAAGCAAUUCUCUACCCAACAAAAACUAUUAUUAUUAUUUUGUAGUCUUCGGCCGGCGCCGGUUUGUUCGGUUUCUUUUAUACAGUUAGAUAAUCCACAUCAUUUGAAUUAAAUUAAUGAUCGACUUUGGUGGAGAGAAAGGAAUGGUGGACGAACCAUAAGUAUCGAGUAGGAAUAAUAAGAAUAAUAGUAUAGGAAUCGCAGCGAUUGUAACAACCAUUGUGCGGUGGAAAAUUGAAAUUGUAACAAUCGCAUCCACGAAAAAAGGUGGCUAAAGAUAGAAUAUGGGUAAAAAGCAAUCGUUACGCAGCAAAGCAGCUCACUUUGUAUCUGAUCUCACCACUGUUCUUCUCAACCCGAUCUCUGAUAACCUAACCAACAGCAACAACAACAAACCCUCUCCUCCUCUUGAGGAAGCGGGUGAAUUUGAAUCUGAAUCAAGAGGGAGUGAAUCAGAGGGUAUCCGUGAUUUAGUUGAUGGGCCUGAUACUUCGUCAUUUGCUGCAUUCCUCUAUUCUUUUUUGUCUUCCUCGGAUUCUGAUGACCAUGCUGAUCCGGAUGGGCAGGUUCAUCAUGAUAUAAUAACUGUUGCGGAUGAUCCUUUAUCAGACCUAGCCAUGAAGGAAAACGUUGUUCUUAAGAAGAGUUUGUUGUUUACUGCCAUUCACCAAAUUCAGCUUGUCGAGAAUCAGCCUAAGACGGAUUUGGUUGAUGAGCCCCCUGAAACUUCGGAGCCUUCCAUGCUCAUCUCGGCUGCUGUAAGGAAUGCCAUGUAUGCUUCGCUUCCUAGUCUUGUUCAAGGGAGAAAAUGGAUGUUGCUAUACAGCACCUGGAGGCAUGGUGCAUCACUUUCAACUCUUUAUCGAAGGAGCAUGCUUUGGCCUGGAUUGAGUUUGUUGGUUGUUGGUGACCGUCAAGGAGCAGUAUUUGGUGGCCUGGUUGAAGCACCUCUUAGACCUUCCACCAAGAAAAAGUACCAGGGUACAAACAGUUCAUUUGUUUUCACAAAUACCUCCGGUCAUCCUGUUAUAUAUCGUCCAACAGGAAAAAAUCGCUACUUCACGCUUUGCACCAGUGACUUUCUAGCUAUUGGUGGAGGAAGUAAUUUUGCGCUUUAUUUGGAGGAUGAUCUAAUGCAUGGAUCAAGUUCAGUCUCAGAAACCUAUGGAAAUCCUUGCCUUGCACAUUCUAGAGAGUUUGAAGUGAAGGAAGUUGAGUUGUGGGGCUUUGUAUUUUCUUCACAGUAUGAGGAAAUAGUGGCAUUGAGCAAAACAGAGGCACCUGGGAUCUGUCAUUGGUGAAUAUCUCUGGUGUUUACAAGAUGUUAGUCUGAUAAUGCCUUGCUGUUUGUGUUCUAUUGGAUGGUUGUGUUGAGUCAUAAAACCAACAGUGUCCUGCAAGUACUGGGAUUGUGAUGGAGAAGUUUUAUGCGUCCACCCAUGUUAUCCAAAUGUAAAUAUUUGCAAGGACAGUACAAUGGUUCUUCUCCUUCACAAAAAUUGUCAAUUUUGUGUUUUCACACUUAAAAGGUGAUGGAGGAAAACUAAGGAUAGAACUCGUAUAGCUUGGCUAUUUUUUGAGUCUAGAACGGGAAUGUUAAUCGGGGAGAAGGUCUUAGGCAUUCAUAAACAGGGAUCCUUUGGUGGCUAAUUUCUAUUAUCCAUAGUUACUGUUGGCUAAUUGGCUUAA